Cynara cardunculus var. scolymus (artichoke) is the source of this 1387-nucleotide messenger RNA. RefSeq names its product protein Brevis radix-like 2. The transcript is spliced from 5 exons. NCBI's taxonomy places the organism in Eukaryota, Viridiplantae, Streptophyta, Magnoliopsida, Asterales, Asteraceae. The coding region runs from base 235 to 1287 and encodes 350 amino acids. The record is from RefSeq and is a predicted model, not a curated record.
AUAACGGUCUGUUUAUUUAUUUACUACGCGAAAAUCACGUUUAUUCAAAUCUAUGUUUAGUUUUUCUCUGAUCGAACUGUGUUGAUGGAAACAAUUGAAACUGUGUUCGAUUUGGAAUUUUAAGUCGUUUACUGCGUUCAAAUUGGAUUUAAUCGAGGACAGAUUGGAUUGGAUUGAAUUGAGUCCAAAUCUGUUUUGAAGACGAGAGUUGAGAUCAGGAAAUAGAAAUCGAAUAUGUUGACUUGUAUUGCCUGUUCGAAGCAGCUCAACGGUGGAUCUCUUCGCGAACAGGAAGAAGAUGACACCGCCGCUACACCUCGCACCAAGCAAGCCAUUAAGGUUCUCACAUCUCAGAUCAAGGAUAUGGCAAUAAAGGCAUCUGGAGCAUACAAAAACUGCAAGCCUUGCUCCGGAUCGUCAAAUCACAACCCGACGAACGGAGGUUACGCGGACUCUGAAGCAGGCUCAGGGUCUGAUAGAUUUCACUGCGGGUACCAACGAACUUGCAAUUCUACACCUAGGGUUUGGGGCAAAGAAAUGGAGGCAAGAUUGAAGGGGCUUUCGAGUGGUGGAAGCACUCCAGCUUCCUACAGUGAUCGAAUUGAAUCAGUUAAGUUCAUGGAGGAAGACGAGCUUAAAGAAUGGGUUGCUCAGGUCGAACCAGGGGUUCUCAUCACUUUUCAUUCAUUACCUCAAGGAGGCAAUGAUCUUAAACGUAUUCGAUUCAGCCGUGAAAUGUUCAACAAAAGGCAAGCUCAAAGGUGGUGGGCUGAGAACCGUGAUAAGGUUAUGGAGUUAUACAACGUUCAACGUUUCAAUCAUCAAGGAGUACCGCUACCGGCCCCACCAAAAUCUGAAGAUGAGAGCUCAAAAAUGGAGUCUUUUGAGAACAGCCCAGUGACACCGCCACUUAGCAAGGAGCCCCUACCUCGGAAUUUCUACCCAAAGCAAUCCCGUGAAUGUCAUGACUCUAAUGGAGUCGCAUCAACGCCUACACUAUCGAGCAUAAGUGGAGCCAAAACUGAAACAUCAUCGAUGGCUUCUGCAAGGAGUAGUUCAUCUAGAGAGGGUGAUCACUCGGGAGAGCUUUCUAUGAGCAAUGCAAGUGAUAUGGAAACGGAAUGGGUGGAGCAAGACGAACCAGGUGUGUACAUCACCAUCAGAGCAGUGGCAGGCGGGAAUCGUGAGCUUAGGCGUGUUCGAUUCAGUCGAGAAAAGUUUGGUGAAAUGAAUGCGAGGAUGUGGUGGGAGCAAAACAGAGGAAGAAUUCAAGAGCAGUACUUGUGAUGUGGGAGGUGGUUCUUGUUUCUUGGUGUAUGAAAUUCAAUUUUUGUGGUGACUUUGAUUUCCAUUUUGUUCCAAAGAUAUGAUGACAACUUAUGAUAAU